GAUUUAUGAAACAUGCAGGAAAACAGCUCAGAUAAUGUGUUAGAUACGGGUAUUCAACAUCAUGUGGCAAGUCGUAAGAGAAGAAUUUCUUCUGGCAGAUUGUAUGAAUGUCUUGGAUACAACAGCUACUCGACAUUUUACCGACGUCAAAAACGGUUACGAGAUGCAGCAUUUAGUGAUUGGGAUAUCUGGAAACGUUAUUGUGCAUCUAGACAAGAUGUACCAAAGGAUAAUACAGAGCCUUUGGUUUCAAGUUCAACGGAACAGGGAACAAUAGAAGGUAUAACUUGUACUAGUGAGGCUGUCACUGAUGUUUCUCCAACUGAUGAGAACCAACUUCAAGUUUUUCGUAAAAAGAUGACAUACAAAGAGCUGCUUAGAAAGUCGUUAAUGAAACUGUUCGUAUCAUCAAAUAUUUCAGUAGUUUUUGCUCAGGAAAUAUUGGACUGUUUCCGUAAAUUUAAUCCAAAUGUGCCGACAACCGUUAAAGAUGUACUAAGAGAUAGCGGCACGUGUCUACCUAGAUUUCUUCGACAAGAUGUUAGUAACCAUCAUCUUGAACUAAAGGAAAAUCUGCAGCCUCAUUCAGAUAGUUCGGUUGACAGCGGUACUAAUCAACAUGCUGGCGUACUCAGCAACGUGAUCCAUGUUAAAAAUUCUACAUCCUCAGUUAGAUUUCUUGUCGUCCGUUCGCUGAAAGAUAAUAGUAUAAUCGCUAUCCCAAGCACUUGGGUUGUGAGAAGUGGUUUAUGUGCAUAUAGCAGCACUGCAAGCCAUCUAGAGCCUGUGUAUACUGGGCAUGGAUGGUCGUUGUUCGAAUUCUGUCAACUACAGGAAUUCGAUACGUAUGAGAAUUGUCAAAAGAUUGUAGACCUUUUGAGAAGGUAUGGUCAAAGCGCUAAAAAGGUAGAUAUGAGACCGAAAAGGGAUGCAAACAGAAAUAACGAGGAGUUAUCAUAUAAUUCUAUGGAUAGUGAUACAACUGCUAGCGAAGUUGGUUGCAUUAAAUCACGAUCUCCAGAUUAUAAUAGAUGCGAUGACUUCGCAACCACAAUUCCAAGUACUUCAAAUGCUCUGAAUUUUCGUUCUUCAUCUCCUGUCGUCAAAAGGAUGACAAGUGGAUCUAACCGACUGUCGUCUAACGCAGUUGCCACUGAUUCCAUGAAAUUGCAGAAAGUACUCGAUCAUUUAAUGGAAAUCAAAAGCAUGUGUACGAAAAUCUUAAACAUUGUUAGUAUCAGCAGCAGCAGCAGCAGUAAAUCUCUAUGGCAACCUCACCAUUAUUCAGCCAACGAUGGUUACGCUCUAAUGUUUCCGAUUGAGAAUGAAGUCCACUUAGAGAUGCUGGAAGCAUCUUUAAGCGAGGAAAAGUACAAGAGGAUAUAUAUAGCUAAAAUGUGUGACUGCCUUCAGGCUGAUCCGAAGUUGUCACUUAAAGUGAUGAUGCGUACUGUUCUUAAACCUGAAGUUGCCUUGAAGUUUACAUUUCAAGGGACUGUGACAAAGUGCAGCAUUUUGCCGUAUACCUUCUAUAAAAUUAUGAGAUGUAAGAUUCAUUUAAUGAAAAGUGCAUAUUUCUAUAGAUGUAAUUAUUGGGAAAUUCUCCGGCCGACUGAUGUUGUCGGUGAGAGAGUUAGACGAGAUUCUAGACAAAGCCACGAAAUCAUACUUUCAUAAUUUGAAAGAUAGUGUUCGAAGGCGUGAGCUGAGGAAGGAAAUUCAGGCAAAUGAAGAAGAAACCAGCAGAGGAAGAAACAGCGGGAGUUACGGAAAUACACUUUCCUCAAAUUAAAUGCUGAAAGUGGUAUGAACAGACGUUUCCCUCAACUGCUGCC
This is a messenger RNA of Trichobilharzia szidati, 1835 nucleotides long. NCBI's taxonomy places the organism in Eukaryota, Metazoa, Platyhelminthes, Trematoda, Strigeidida, Schistosomatidae. The record is from the annotation of a GenBank genome assembly.